UAUGUGCCAGUGCUAUUCGUACUUAUAUUGUGACGAAUAUUUACACUAGUUUAUUAGGAGAAUUUCGGUUUUUUUUUGUGGUAGCAUCAGUAAGGUAAUCGGGGCAGAUAGCUUUAACGGUCGGCUCCGCGCUCGAGUGUGGCAGACCGCAAGCAUGACGAGCGCCUUCAACUGCGCUCUCGUGCUCAUCAUUUUGGUCGGUGCGGGGUCGGCACAGGACUACGAUGUAACGGACAUCCAGUGCACGUUCGCAAGCGGAGGCUCAGGGAUCCGUGACUCGGUGACGGCGUUGCUACGAAAGCCUGAGGGCUUCAGGGGCGCGCCACUGUUCGCCGAUGACCGCGCCACUGACCCUAUCGCGGAUCCCGUCUGUCAAAUACGACCAGAGCCGGACGACCCUACCAACUUACUUUACAGACUUCGAAUCACCGAUUUCACGAAAUGUGGCGUCUUGAAAAGAAAUGGCUUCGUGCACGUGCGCGUCUGGUUCCCUCAAUUCCCGGGCGUGGUGAUGCAGUCCGACCAGGAGUUGAUCAUCAUGUGCAAACCCCCGGAGCCAACCAUCAUUGAGAAUAAAGCGGCAGGAUUCGCUGGCAGCUUUCCUCACGGAGCGCGCGUAUCUGGUGUGGUGGAGGAGACUCCUGGCAGGCUAGAGUAUGAGGUGGCGCUGUACAAGGAGGCACCGCCUGUCUCCAGACAUACCAACCAUUCGGUAGAUCUGCCACUAGAUCAGGCUGUUCCGAUCGGCACGAAGCUGCAGCUGCGCGCGCGCAUCAACCCGGAGUCUGCAUGGAGGCACAUCAAGCUGCUGGAGGUGGCCGUCUCCCCCGACCCCGACCGCCCGCACGCAGCCGGCGCCGUCCUCCUCGUCAAAGACGGUUGUCGCAACCGUGACUUCGCGUCAAUAAUCCCGCACCAGCCGGCGCGCUACCGCGAGCGACACAACGAGGUGUUCCUGGACUUCGAGGCGUUCCUGCUCGCCGCCAUGAAGGAGCGCUCCACGCUCUGGAUACACUCGCAAAUCAAGGCCUGCAUGGACGCCGCCGACUGCCAGCCCGACUACUGCUUAGAUCUGUAUGAACCGUCAGGUCAUGGUCGUCGCAGGCGGUCGCUCCCGGAGAGUGCACUGAAUGCGAGUAGCGAAGCAUUGUCUGCGGACAACUCGACGCCGUACACCCGCUUCAAGGAAAACCUGGAGUACACGGUGGUGAUGCCGGGCGAGCUGUUCCACCGCACGCCGCCCGAAGCCAGCUGCGCCACUUCCAUGAUGUUGGCUGUCGCGCUCGGCGCUCUGCUCUUCAUGUCUGCGCUCCUGAUGUGCUACCUCGCAACCAAACUAAAUUCGACAAUGCUAAAGAACAGUAAUCUUCAGUCUCCGUCGGGUAAAGGGUUCGAGCAGAUCCUGAGAGAGCUGGCGCACCAUUCGAUGCCCGAAUCUGGCUACACCGGCCGCCCCACCGUGCAGUGAUAGAUUACAAUUGGCUAAAUAUAAUAUAAUCUCUUCUAGAACAUUCUUCAUAAACAUAUAAUUUAUUA
This is a messenger RNA of Papilio xuthus (Asian swallowtail), 1536 nucleotides long. RefSeq lists its product as uncharacterized. The record is from RefSeq and is a predicted model, not a curated record. NCBI's taxonomy places the organism in Eukaryota, Metazoa, Arthropoda, Insecta, Lepidoptera, Papilionidae. The transcript is spliced from 9 exons. Bases 155 to 1468 code for a protein of 437 amino acids.